UAAGAAGAAUGCUGAGAAGAAUCACUCAGUUUAUCCAUCACCGCAAUAUCCAAACCUUUAUAUCAAUCCGAUUAAACAGAAAUUUCUCAAUCCACCAAUCAGCGAAGCUCCAUUCCUUCCCUCCUAAUUCAAACAUCGCAGCAUCCAGUUUCAACCUGAAUCAUUCGCCAUCGCAACAAAUUCACGGACAGGGCCACGACAUGAGAUUCAUGGAAUACGAUGCUCUGCUACGGGAUUGCGUGAGCCGGAAGCAUGUGAAAGCAGGCCAAACGGCUCAAUCCCACAUGAUUAAAACCAGUUAUGCUCUCCGUGUCUACUUUGGCGGGAGGCUUAUCGUCUUGUAUUUGAAAUGCGGGUGUUUGGCUGACGCGCAAAAGGUGUUCGACGAAAUGCCACACAGAAAUGUAGUGUCGUGGACCGCGAUGAUUUCUGGGUAUACCAAGAGCGGGUUUUACAACGAAGCUUUGCAUCUCGUUUUGGAGAUGCUAAGAUCAGGUACCAAUCCGAACGAGUUCACUUUCGCUACAGUGGUUAAUCUUUGCACGAGUGCUUCCCAGUUCGAAUGUGGAAGACAAAUCCACUCACUUAUAGUUAAGAGCCCUUUUGAAUCCCACAUAUAUGUUGGUAGCUCACUUCUAGACUUGUAUGCCAAAUCUGGAAAUAUCCAUGAAGCGCGGCUUGUGUUUGAAGGUUUACCAGAGAGAGAUGUGGUUUCAUGCACUGCUAUUGUUUCGGGUUAUGCUCAACUAGGAUUUGAUCAAGAGGCUCUUGAUCUGUUUUGUGAGUUGCAGAGCGAAGGAAUGUCUUUUAAUUAUGUUACUUAUGCUUGUGUUUUGACUGCACUUUCGGGGCUUGCUGCGUUCGAGUAUGGAAGGCAAAUGCACGGCCGUGUUCUCCGAUCUCACCAAUCCUUCUACAUUGCCGUUGAGAAUUCUUUAAUUGAUAUGUACUCAAAAUGUGGGUACCUGGUUUACGCUAGGAGGAUCUUUGAUGCAAUGUGCGAAAGAAGUGUUAUCUCGUGGAACGCAAUGCUGGGAGGGUAUGGCAGACAUGGAGACGGGGAAGCUGUAGUCGAGUUAUACAGUAAGAUGAAGAAAGAGAAUAAGAUCAAGGCUGAUGGCACGACUCUUUUGACAGUACUAUCCGGGUGCAGUCACGGAGGAAUGGAACAAAUAGGCCUCCAAUUCUUUGAUGAGGUAGCAUCGGCGGGUGGUGUUGAUCUAGGUAUUGAGCACUAUGGCUGCAUUGUCGACUUACUCGGGCGUGCUGGUCAGCUAGAGAGGGCGUUGCAUUUCGUGAAAGAGAUGCCUCUCAAACCGAAUGCUGCUAUCUGGGGUUCACUUCUGGGUGCGUGUAGGGCUCACCGGGACUUCCAAGUUGGGAAAGUUGCCGCCGAUCGUCUUCUCGAGAUAGAGCCGGAGAAUGCAGGAAACUACGUGAUGCUUUGUAAUGUAUACGCGUUAGACGGGAGGUGGCACGAGGUGAGGAAAGUGAGGCGGUUGAUGAAGGAGAAGGCGGUGGUGAAGGAGCCGGGGAAGAGCUGGAUCACGUAGGGACAAACCCUUCACACGUUCUAUGCGGGCGAUCGAUCCCGUCCCGACAGUGAGGAGGUGCUGUGUAAAGUAGGGGAGAUGUCGGAUCGGGUGAAGGCAGCCGGAUACACUCCAGACCUGAGUUCCGAUGAGCAG
This is a messenger RNA of Salvia hispanica, 1688 nucleotides long. RefSeq names its product putative pentatricopeptide repeat-containing protein At3g13770, mitochondrial. Gene Ontology annotation, biological process: RNA modification. Gene Ontology annotation, molecular function: protein binding; RNA binding. NCBI's taxonomy places the organism in Eukaryota, Viridiplantae, Streptophyta, Magnoliopsida, Lamiales, Lamiaceae. The record is from RefSeq and is a predicted model, not a curated record.